AUGAUUAAAGAGCUCGAUGAAGAGGAACCUUUCGAGGAUGAGGUUCAUGAUGCCCCUACCACACUAGAAGUUGAGGAGCAAGUGAUUGUAGAUAAAUUAGAAGAACUCAACUUGGGCACAGGUGAAGACCCAAGACCUAUCUUCGUUAGUACGUUUUUGAACCCUAGCGAAGAGGAAUUAGAUCAUCAACUGCUACUUGAGUAUAAAGAUGUUUUUGCUGGACGUAUAAGGAGAUGCCAGGCCUCGAUCCAAAAAAUUGUUGUCUAUCACCUUGCAGUUAAGCCUGGGACGUGUCUAAUAAAAAAAACUCAAAGUCGCUUCUGCCCGGAGCUUCUAGGCUAG
Messenger RNA from Prunus armeniaca (apricot), 342 nucleotides. NCBI's taxonomy places the organism in Eukaryota, Viridiplantae, Streptophyta, Magnoliopsida, Rosales, Rosaceae. The record is from the annotation of a GenBank genome assembly.